Messenger RNA from Nasonia vitripennis (jewel wasp), 2927 nucleotides. RefSeq names its product zinc finger-containing ubiquitin peptidase 1. Lineage: Eukaryota; Metazoa; Arthropoda; Insecta; Hymenoptera; Pteromalidae. The coding region runs from base 168 to 2270 and encodes 700 amino acids. Gene Ontology annotation, cellular component: nucleus. The record is from RefSeq and is a predicted model, not a curated record. The transcript is spliced from 9 exons. Gene Ontology annotation, biological process: regulation of gene expression.
AGUAGUCUCGCGGCGGCGCCCGCGUCGUCGUGUGCAGCGCCGGAGCUGUCCCUACUCGUCGGGCUCGAAUGCAGCGCAUCGUCCUCGGCGCCGCCCGCUACUGAGAUGGCCGAGCGCUUGGCCUACUUAGAGCUGCCCGGAUAGACGAUCCUCAAGCAGAGUGCAGAAUGUUCAACAUGGCGAGCAGCAACAAGACGCCCGAGAUGAACUACACGUGCGAGAUCUGCGGCCGCGAGGGCUUCAACGACGAGGAAAUGCGCUCGCACAUGGCUCUCUACCACCUCAAGGGCGCUGCGAACUGUCCCUUCUGCGACCUCGGCGAGAUCUCCCCCGCGGAGAUGCUGCUGCACGUCAACAGCGCGCACCUCGACUACCUUACGCCCAGCACACCGGACGAAAACGACAUGAUGGCGUUCAUCGACGACGACGCGAUCCUGGAUCAGCAGCAGGAACAUCGUCGGAUGAAGCAGCGGGGCGGCGACGACGCUCGAGGUAUCGCCGCUUCGUCCUGCAGCGGCAGCAGCACCACCUCCUCGACCUCGACCCUCUGCUCCUCGCCGUACCGGCAGAACGGCUGGUCCACUCCGCCGAGCUCGUCCAGGUCGUCCGCGACACUCGUCAAGAGGGAAGAGGCCUCCUCUGCGGCAGCAGCUUCUUCCGCGGCUGGCAGCUCGCUUGUCAACAAUAACAACAACAAUAACAACACUAGUCAUGUAAAUAAUGUUCCAGAAAGCACGGCGGGCCAUGGUUCUCCACUGCGCUCCAGUUUGAAUCUUCAAUUGCGCUCGCAUGCAACUCCUAAGCUUCCAGUACAAGAAUGUCCAAUGUGUCCUUAUAGUUCAGACAGUCCACUCAGACUGGAAGAACAUAUCAACCGUCAGCACUUUGACCUAACGUCGCCGUCUCUUCCACCUGAGUCUCCCCCAACUCGAGAUAGUACAUUCAACUGCCCGUUCUGUGUCACAUCCUUUCCCAAUUCAUCUGACCUGGAGUUACACGUCAACAUUGAACACAAAGAUAUAUUAAGCCCAGCAAAAGCAGCAUCUCCUUACUCGGACGUAGCCACCAGUGGUGGAGAGACUCCGUCGUGUCCUGUCUGCCUGAGCACUUUGUUCAAGAACAGCGAUGAACUCACAGCCCACAUCGAGGAGCACUUCACAAAGAAAGGUACCCCCUCACCAAUAACGCCGGAUGCCUCCACGGAUAGACUGCUCGCGCGCGAUAUGGAGAGGCGCGAAAAAGAAGUCAGAAGGUUAAGGGAACAGCGCGAGUUCGCGCUGCUCCAGGCACAAUACGGAAUGGACAAUCAGGGUAACUUUAGGGAACAGAGCGUCACGAAUAUGCAGCGGGCUGUGUAUGCUGGCGAGAUGUCUGUCGCGGAUUACUACGAGAAACAAAUCGAGCUGAGGGUCGCUGAAAACAGCGGCAUCGACGACGGAAGUUCUUGUACCAGAGUCAAAAAACUUACAGGGCUGGUCCCCAAAGUACGAGCAGUUAGUCAAGCAUGCAGCAAUGUAGUGAGUACGUGGAUGUGUUCAACGGUAGAUCAUUAUGCUGUGACAUAUGGAGACAAAGGAUGGGGCUGUGGUUACAGGAAUAUGCAGAUGAUGAUAUCUUCGCUGCUGCAGCACACAGGAUACAACGAGUUAGUGUAUAGAGCUUGGAGUUGUGGUGUAGGCAACAGCAGCUCCUGUGAGAAUCCACAACGAAGCUCAAUGCCCUCGAUCUCGCGUCUGCAGAAGAUGAUUGAGUGGGCUUGGGCACAAGGAUUUGACGUACAAGGUGCUGAACAACUGGGAGCCAAAUUGGUGAAUACCAGAAAAUGGAUUGGUGCUACAGAGGUUGUAACCUUGCUAUCCAGUUUGAGAAUCAGGUGCCAGUUGGUAGAUUUUCACAGACCAACUAGCUCAGAUGGUGGCCACCCAGAAAUGUUUAAGUGGGUGUUGCAUUAUUUUCAACGAAAUGACGAUUUUAAACCGCCUCUGUAUCUUCAACAUCAGGGUCACAGUCGAACUAUAAUGGGAGUGGAACAACUGAGAGAUGGCUCCAUAAUAAUGCUUGUACUUGAUCCAAGUCACAGUCCAGCACAAAUGGCACAGUUCAAUAGCACAAGCAGUGCACCAGGAGCCAUGAGGCUUGUGAGAAUAUCUGCUGCUGCAAUGAAAGCCAGGCAAUACCAAGUAGUCGCUGUGAUAGGUAUCAUGGACACAGAAAUGCAAUACCAACAAAGUAAGGUGCUACAUUCCUUGAGGAUUCCCCAAGAUAGGUGAGACUUAAUGACAAAGAGAACAAGCUGUUCUUGGAAAAAAAGAUAUUUUGAUUUUAGUAUAAUUUCUCCCCUAGACCGUGAGAUUAUGUGAAAGAAAAAUAAUUUCCAUUAAAAGAGCCUUGCGCUACUAUAGCGGUUAAUCAAUGUUAUUCUUACAUUGCAAACCAUCUUAAUAAUUAAAAAAAAAAAAAAAAAAAACAUUGACAUCGGAGGGUAACUCAACGUGAAAGUUAAUCUGCGACACCAAUGUUAUUCAUAAGAUCUUAAAUGUUAAGACGACGAAUUUACCGAAUUUAUUCCUUAAGCAUAAUCGUGAUAAAUGUGAAUUUCAGAGGGACUCAAAAAUAAUGUCAGCUUAAGACUAAAUAAAUAAAUGUAAAAUAAAUUGACUUAAGCUUUGAAGAUAUAAUUUUCUGUUGAUGUUUCAAGUCCCUCUUGAAUUCUUUAGCUUUCGAGUAUUUCUCGCUUAAAGCGAUUGUGCUCUCGAGGCUAUCACUUUAGUCCAGAUGAUUCUGCGCAAUUUUCGUCGAACCAAUCAACAAAGCCAUGGCAGUUCUUCGACCAAAUCUUUCUGCAUCAGGAUUGGAAAUGUGAAAAUCAUAUGUUAUUGUGACGAUGCAAUCAGUUUUUAAUAAACGAAAAAGGACGCUUCAAGGAA